AGUUCUAAUGUGCUACUGUAUAUCUGUUUGAGAGAAAUUCAGUUCUCGGUCGAGAUUAUUAUCGCCUGCCUACAUACCUUACUAACCUGAGUACGAAGUCAAGCUGAGUCUAAGUUGUGUCUGGAAUAGAAUGGAAGACCUUCAACGUACAGAUAUGCAAAAUUCCGAUUCAAGUUUGUCAUGCGGAGCCACAGGAAGGAAAAUGGUUGUUUCGAAGCCCACUGUCAAAAAGAGGAACGAGGAAGCAGGAUCCCUUCGAACUUUGAGUGAUAAGGAACUUGAAAAGAUGACAACCAAGCAGCUAAAUGAAUACACUCGACACAUUCCUUCGCAACAGGCCCAGAAGCUCAAGAAAAGGAGAAGAAUUCUUAAAAACCGCAGAUACGCUUUGAAGUGUAGACUGAAGAGCAUUCAAAAGAGAAAAACCACGAUAGAAGAAAAUCAGUCGCUAGAAAAUGAGCUGUCUGCAACGAGAAGAGAUCUUAAAGUGAUUCUCAAGGAAAGAGAUUACUACCGAUCCAAAUGUGUUCAACUCUACAGUGAUGUCUUCGAGAGGUUUUAUCCAAGCAAUUCGACAAAAUCCGGCAAAUUUUCUCCUUGAAGAAUGUACCCCUACUUAAACUGAGUGGGAUUUACUUGAUGAUAGAAUUUUCAGGAGUGUAUCCUAUGAGUUGCAGUAGACUUGAGAUUUUUGCGCCGACACUAUUGCGUUUACUUCAUGCAAACAAUAGGUCUUUGAAGUGUCUGAUUCUGGUGCUUUAUGGUUUUGUCGACUAUUUCGUUGGUCAUGUCGAGUAAUUCUCUGGUACUCUAAUGAAAAAAACGCAUCGAAUCAGUUUUUACCUAUAGCUAAUGGAUGGUCUAGAAUAGGGAAAUAAGGAAAGGUUAAGUAUGUUAAAUAUAUUUUAGGCGCUUACUUAAUAUUCAUAUAUCUAUUUUCUUGACCCACCAUCGAACUGAAACUUUUCACUUGACCCUAGUUCACGCUUGCGUCAAUAGAGCGUUCCUUUGCUAAUCUACGCGUGACCAGUCUGCAUUGUUUCGUCACGCAUCGAAUCGUUGUGAAAUAUUCGGGCAUGGGUGCUUGUGUCAGAAAUUGCACCGGUAGGUGCCUGUAAUAGUAUGGCCCUCUUUGAAACUUUGCCACCUCAUUGGCAAUGCAAUGAGCGAAAGGAGACCGAUGGUGAUAUAUCAAUA
Messenger RNA from Pocillopora verrucosa, 1197 nucleotides. Its product is annotated as transcription factor MafAa-like. The record is from RefSeq and is a predicted model, not a curated record. Gene Ontology annotation, cellular component: nucleus. Gene Ontology annotation, biological process: regulation of transcription by RNA polymerase II. NCBI's taxonomy places the organism in Eukaryota, Metazoa, Cnidaria, Anthozoa, Scleractinia, Pocilloporidae. Gene Ontology annotation, molecular function: RNA polymerase II cis-regulatory region sequence-specific DNA binding; DNA-binding transcription factor activity, RNA polymerase II-specific.